UGUUCAAAUUAUCUAAAACAUUUCAAGUAAUUAGUUGAAUCCAAAGUAUCUUAGCUCCAAUGUGUGAGACCUGACCCAAAAUUUAGUGCAGCUGGGUGCAGCUCAUUAUGUCGUUUCACACUAGCUUAUUAUGACAAAUAUUUGGAAUCAAUUGUUCAGUUUCGUAUCCUCUCUUCUUUGUGUUGUUUCAAGUUUCAACAUAAAUAUAACAAUUCGAUCUUUUUGUUCUUGCUAAAUUUUUUAAAAAGCAUUAUAGGACAAUAGAGCCAUAAGAACUUGGCUGUCCUAGGAGAGAUGUAAUCUGCUGAUCUACAUAGUUUUUCCUAUUUUCUCAACUUAUGUUUGUAGCAAUUAGCCUAUAAUGAUCAUUCAACAAGACUACAAUCAUUGUUGCACCGGUUAGGCUUUGACAAGAACUCUAGCUGAAGACACACACCCAGCACAAUAUGAUCACCUUAAAACUUUGUUGAAACAAAGUCUUUUGCGUUAAAUUAAAGUUUAGAUCCUGUCUGCCCUUACCUAUACUGUGUCCCUAUUCAAUCCCACUUCAAACAACUGAGAAAACUACCUGUGUAAGGAGGUAAGUCUAUGUCAUUCACAUCUUCAAACUCUUGACUUUGUCUGCAAAUAGCAUAUGAUCAUUCAACACAUUGAACUUACACUUCUUGUUGCAGGAUCUAGAAUCCAUGAAAUUUCGUAUAAAUCAUCUGAUUAUGGUGUGAAAACAUUGUUAAAAAAACAUCAUUAUGUUGGCUGAUAUUUCUUACAGUUGUUAGGUUGCUGUUAUUUCAGUUGUUGUGUGAAUUGCACUGUGGAUGCAUUAGUCCUAACAGGAGAUAUUAGCUACAUCAUUAACCAGAGGACUUAAAAAAGCAUUUGAAAGAGAAAGGAUAUCUCACCUUACAAAAACCAAGCAUAGGCUGUUGAUUAAUGCUUGCAUUUCCAUUCAUUAACAAAAAAUGGCUUCAUUUUCUUUUCCCAUUACCACCACUGCCUUUGUUCUCUUGUUUCUAAGUCUCACCUCCAAUGUGUUCAACUUAGCAGCCAAACAUAGCCAUUCCUCCUCCAUUAAGGCCAUAAAAAACCCGAGGCUGCAAAAGGCCUUCAUUGCUCUCCAAGCUUGGAAACGCGUUAUCUACUCUGAUCCUAGAAACAUGACCUCUAAUUGGGUUGGCCCUUCAGUCUGCAACUACACUGGCGUUUAUUGCGCCCCAUUCCCUAAUGACACCAAAGUCCAAACUGUUGCUGGCAUUGAUCUGAACCAUGGUAAUAUAGCCGGUUACCUACCUGAUGAACUCAGCCUUCUCAAUGACUUAGCGUUGCUGCACCUAAACAGCAAUCGCUUCUGUGGAAUCCUCCCACUCUCUUUUUCGAAUCUUACACUCUUGUAUGAGCUUGAUAUCAGUAACAACCGAUUCGUAGGACCAUUUCCUAGUGUUGUGCUCUCUCUUCCUUCCUUAAAGUAUCUUGAUCUUCGCUUCAAUGAGUUUGAAGGGCCAUUGCCUCCUCAACUCUUUAGCAAGAAUCUCGAUGCUAUUUUCGUUAACAAUAACCUUUUCACUUCCACUAUCCCUUCAAAUCUAGGAUCAAGCUCUGCUUCUGUUGUGGUUUUUGCCAAUAACUACUUUGGAGGAUGCUUGCCACCCAGCAUAGCCAACUUUGCAAACACCUUAGAAGAAUUGGUCCUAAGUAAUAUUAGUCUAUCAGGGUGUUUGACUCCUGAAGUGGGAUUUUUGUACAAGUUAAAAGUUCUUGAUGUGAGCAACAACAAGUUAGCAGGGCCAAUACCUUAUACUAUUGCUGGUUUAGCUCAUUUGGAGCUAAUAAAUUUAGCACAUAACAUGUUUAGUGGAAUUGUGCCAGAGGGAAUAUGUGUACUCCCAAAGCUCUCAAACUUCACAUUUUCUUAUAACUAUUUUUGUGAGGAGCAAGGCAUUUGCAGCAACUUGACAUCAAAGGGUAUAGUGUACGACGAUCGUCGGAACUGUUUGCCAGAAAAGCCUGUUCAGAGAAACAAGAAGGAAUGUGAUGCUGUGGAUGAACAUCCCAUUGACUGUUUAGCAUUUCAUUGUGGCACUUGAUAUUGGUGUUCAUGAGUUGCUUCUACUUAAAAUGUGGAAUAAUUAGUACUAGCUUGAGUUUCUUUUGUUUUUUCUCUAAUGUUCUGGCCUAAGCAAAAAAUAAUGUUAAAUAGUUUAUCUGUAAAUAUGGUGUAUAAUGAAGUUCUCUAUGCUUAUUUGUAUUGUCCUACAUAAUAAUUCUCAGACUUGGAAAUCUUGAUUGUAAUAAGUUGGUAUUUACUUAGUGUAAA
Capsicum annuum is the source of this 2311-nucleotide messenger RNA. Its product is annotated as leucine-rich repeat extensin-like protein 4. Bases 960 to 2081 code for a protein of 373 amino acids. Lineage: Eukaryota; Viridiplantae; Streptophyta; Magnoliopsida; Solanales; Solanaceae. Gene Ontology annotation, molecular function: protein binding. The record is from RefSeq and is a predicted model, not a curated record. The transcript has a single exon.